CAGCUCUGUCUCUUCCUCUCUGUCUCGCUCUCUGAUUUGCUAUCACUUCGCUCUCGGCUGCUUGGGCAGAACCAAGCCAAACAUUUUUCUUAUUCCUCUAUCUAUACUUCCUCUCACUCCUGUUACUCGCCUCAUCUCUUUGACUUGCUUUUUUUUAUUUUUCUCUUACGUUUUGCCCCUCCAUAACCUCGAUCUCCUCAUAGACUCUUCCCAAGUUACCCUCUGCGAACCAAGUGGUGUUGCUUUCUCCCUUCUCUUGUUUUUCUUUUCUUUGUCCUGUUCUUGGCUUCCUCGGUCUUCCUUAGAUCUCUUGUUCAUUUCUCGGCUUGAAUAUCUCCGUUAAGGAAGAGAAGCGAAUUGACGAAAAAAGAGGGGAGUCGGGGAAAGUUUUGGCUGAGAUCGAUGGAUGAAGUGGUGGCAUUGGAUAAUGGAUGUCCGGUGAGAUUGACGAAAAUGCCGCGGCAAGUCAGAAUUUUUAUCCAAUUUCAACGGCAUCUAUAUUGAAAAGAAGCUGGAUUUUUGAAAUGUAUUGCGUCUGCGGUUUCUGGUUGCACGAAUUUAGAGAAACCUGUGUUUCCUCUAGAACGGGAUUCUCCGAAUGAAAUAUUUCUGCACUCGGAGAUGCUCUCUCCACACUUGCUGCAGUCUCGCAGAUUUGGGUCCUUGAGAUAGCAUAGGGAUUUCAGCAGGCCACACUCUGUAUGCCUUCGCUUUGUUGAACAAAAUGGAGACUGAGAAGAGACGGUCCAAGGGAGGCUUCCUCAGUUUGUUCGACUGGAAUGGAAAAUCUCGAAAGAAGCUAUUCAGUGACAAUCCUAACUUACGUGAAGAAUCGAAGCAAGGAAAGGAAAAUGUGGAGAGCACGGCAAAGUCACAGCUCACUAGGAUGCAUGGGGAUGGGGAUGUCGCAGGUCCAAGUUAUACAGCAAAUUGUGAUUUUAGUGGUGCAAUAUCAAUUGAUAGUGAUGAAGGAUGUGGUACUAAAGCCCCUGGACUAGUGGCAAGGCUGAUGGGUCUGGAGUCUUUGCCUGCUUCGACAGCCACUGAACUCUCAUCCACGGCGUUAUAUGGCUCUGACUCUCUUGGAUCUUGUCAUGAGCAUGUUCUUGGUUUAAUGAAUGGCUAUCAGCCUGUGGACUACAUGAACAUGCCGCUUAAGCCAGACAAGUCUUCAACGGAUGCCACGGAAUUGAGGGUUCAGAAAGUGGCAAAUCGACCAAUCAAGAAAUUUCAAACUGAGAUGUUGCCUCCAAAGUCAGCUAAACCGAUUCCUGUCACUCACAAUAAGCUCUUGUCUCCUAUCAAGAGUCCAGGAUUGAUCCCCCCAAAGAAUGCAGCCCAUAUAAUGGAAGCAGCUGCUAAGAUAAUUGAAGCAAGCCCUUGGCCAUAUAUGAAGAACAAUACGUCAUCAGCUGGGCCUUCAUCUCUUCCCUUGAGAAUUCUUAGUUUGAAAGAGAAAAUGGAGACCGUGCAAAGUGCAUCCAUGCCUGAAAAGCCUGUGGAUUCAAGCACUGCCAACCCUGUUAAAGGCAAGCCUAGUGGCAGGAGCAAUAAUUCAUAUAAGUGCGCUCCAGCAUUCAAGGCUCUGAGAGAUUCUGAAAAAAAUAGUUCUCGCCAUUUGGGAAGUAAAGGAAAAUCAUCAUCUGCUGCAAAUGAAUCCAAGGCUAAUGUUCAGAAAAGAGAUACAUUGACUUCAAACGGCAAGAGAGGCUGUGUGAAGCAUAAAGAACAGAAUGAGAUGAAAUCAAACCGAUUAUCCAGGAGCCAAAAACCAAAAGUGCAGCAGUCCAUGCAGCCGAGAACUGGUACUAGCCGGAAUAGCUCUGUGCUUGGGCAGAAUAAUCAAAAGCAGAAUGGUGCGGCCAACAAAGGUGCAUCAGCAUCAAGAAUUGAUUCCAAUAACAAGCCAGCUACACAAGUUCAGUCAUCAGAAAGUACCACUCGCGGAAGGAAGACAACUAAUGAGGGUGCUAUACAUGUAAAUAGUGGACCUAAAAGGUUGAGCAGAAGGGGAACUAAUACUCAAAAAGAGUUUUCACAAUCCAAAGCUAAGAAUGUAGCCCAAAAGAAAAGGUAUAUCAGCAGGGAUGUGUUUGAUGAGGCAAGAGAUCCUAAUAAAGCAGUAAUCAAUUAUGAAAGCAAGUCGAUAAAAUACAAUAUUACAACUGAUGGGAGUAUGAAUCAGGACGCAUAUAACAUGAAAGAAAGCAAGGAUGUUAUUUCAUUCACAUUUACAUCUCCCUUGAGGAGAAACAUGCCUGAGUCUCAGUCCUCCAUUCCACUGAUGGGGACAAAAGACAACACUGAUGUUACUUCUCUUGAUCACUUUGAUUUGCGUUAUCCUGAAAAAUUAUCAUCAGCUCCUUCUGGAUUACAUACAAUAGAUGGUGAUGCUUUAAGUGUCCUGUUGGAGAAAAAGCUGCGAGAAUUGACUUCUAGAAUUAAAUUACCUCAGAUUGCCCAGGCUACAGAGGAGUCUUCUAGUUUACCGAGCAGCUUGCCGGAUGAAAUGCCUGGUGUGGUAAGUAUCAUAUCAGGGGAACAAGAAAGCUUUCACCCUGACCUGUCUAGUGAUACAUUAAAUGGCACGCAUGACUUUGGUUUCUCUUCAAGUGAUGAUCUGGUGCAUAACAAGAAUCAGCUUUUCCAGACAUCAGAAGCAACAGAAGAGACCUGCUAUAGCAGCAACUGGGAAACUGGAAAUGAUCCAGGCUGUCAGCAUCCCAGACCUGUUGCAAUUUUUGAUACUCCUUGUGCCAGUGAAAGUUACUUGGAUAGUGAAGAAAGUGCAUAUGGCAGCACAGUAUAUUCAUCCACGCAAGAUGAAGAAAUGUCUAAUUUUUCUCCGAUAAAUGAAUCUGCACCCGUUGAAAAUGGGGUAAAUUUGUAUGAGCAAAGAUCUUCCUUAUUAGCAGAGGGUGACGUGACUGGUAGACAAUUAAGUGGCAUGUUGAAUUUCUCAGAUUUUAAAGUAUCAGGAAACACAGAACUUGAAUAUGUAAAAGAUAUACUAAGUAGUGCAGAGUUGAUGACAGAAGACUUUGUGCUGGGCCAAAUCAAUGAGGUCAUAAUGCCAAAUCUAUUUGACAUGUUGGAAAAUCAGAUCGAUGCAGCCAAUGACUAUCAAGCAGAGGACUCCAAGCUGGAGAGAAAGGUCUGGUUUGACUGUGUAAGCGAGUGCCUUGAAUUGAGAUGCUGGCAAGCUUUUGCGGGAAGCUGCAAAGGAUGGCCUAGAUGGAUGGAAUUGAAUCACAGGAAGGGUAGGUUGGCAGAAGAACUGUAUAAUGAAAUUCUGGGUUAUAAAAGCAUGGAGGAAGUGAUGGUAGACGAGCUUGUGAGCAAGGACAUGGGCACCCAUUAUGGUAAAUGGCUUGAUUUUGACAUGGAGGCCUUUGAAAAGGUUUCAGAGAUUGAGUGCGAAAUAUCAACCUUUUUGAUUGAAGAAAUAAUUUCUGAUUUGUUGCUUGGUUAACCCGUGCGGAAGUGGUACACCAACCCCCUACAUGCCUUUUCAUUGGCCAGUGGUACGUUGGAAGGUGUAGUUGUAAAAGCAUAUUGCUGCUUCCAGUUUGAAGACUUGAAUGUUGACAGGCUAACGAUUUCUGCCCAGUUCAGCUGGGAAUCUGACUCCACAACCCUUUAUUUCUGCCAUAGAUAAAAUAUCUUGUACUCCCUCCGGUCCCAUUUAUAAGUCCAAUUUUAGAUGGUGUAUUUGGUCCCAUUUAUAAGUCACGGUGCGUCUUUUUAGGUAAUAUUUGAGAGGUAUUUCCAAAAUUACCCUUCAUGAGAGAGAAAAAGUAACAGGACAUUACUUUUUAGAUUUGUUAUAUAGGGGCAUGUUUGGAAUUUUACUUACUUUUAUUCCUU
Prosopis cineraria is the source of this 3867-nucleotide messenger RNA. RefSeq lists its product as uncharacterized. The record is from RefSeq and is a predicted model, not a curated record. NCBI's taxonomy places the organism in Eukaryota, Viridiplantae, Streptophyta, Magnoliopsida, Fabales, Fabaceae. The transcript has 6 exons. Bases 725 to 3472 code for a protein of 915 amino acids.